This is a messenger RNA of Nicrophorus vespilloides, 1008 nucleotides long. It is a transcript of the gene UBL3, whose product is annotated as ubiquitin-like protein 3. The record is from RefSeq and is a predicted model, not a curated record. Gene Ontology annotation, molecular function: protein binding. NCBI's taxonomy places the organism in Eukaryota, Metazoa, Arthropoda, Insecta, Coleoptera, Silphidae. The transcript is spliced from 4 exons. The coding region runs from base 506 to 871 and encodes 121 amino acids.
CUUCGACUUCGUAUGUAGUUGGCACGAGUAGAGUAGAGAUGUCGCGGUGGUGUAAUGCGCUCCAUGGUGUUGUAGCAGCUGGUUUCCUAUGAUGGAAUAUCAUCAUAGCCCACACAGAACCAGGAGGGAUCGAAGGCGCGCAUUGAGUCCGCGCAGACGAUAGCUCUGCUGCAUUGCAUUGUUGUAGUGGUUCCUGGUCGUUAUUUGUGGCUCUGUACGUCGGGUGUGUUGUAUAAGUGGUGUUUUGUUUAUUUUUGUUGCAACUUCGACGACCCGACACGAUAAGAAGAGAGAAACAAAAAAAAAAUAGAAGAAACUUUGCAGAACGAUGAAGAAGACCGUGCUGUAAUAGUAAUUUUUGUGCAAUCCUGUGCGUGUUUUGGUAGCUGCGCGCGGUGGUAUAACGUAAUGGAGUAGUGUUUAGUAAACUUGGAGGUAUUUUUGCUCAAGAUUUUUGUUCUACAAGAACCCACUGUUUCCCAUAAGGAUAGUUUAAUUACGCAAGAUGACGAGGCACGUACCUGCAGAUAAGAUCAAUUUAAGACUGAUCCUUGUCAGCGGUAAAACGAAGGAGUUCCUUUUCAGUCCCAGCGAAUCGGCCGGAGACAUUGCUCAGCAUGUUUUCGAAAACUGGCCGGAAGAUUGGUGCCAGGAGUCGGUGUCGAAGGCGGAAAUACUUCGGCUCAUAUACCAAGGCAGAUUUCUACACAGCAAUGUUACAUUAGGGGCACUCGGCUUGCCGUAUGGAAGAACAACAGUCAUGCAUUUGGUUCCUAGAGAAAACUUACCUGAGCCUAACUCACAAGAUCAACGACAGAAAAGUAAAGGAGGUAACAGUAGUUGUUGCUCGGCGUCCUGCUGUAUACUUUAAGCUACACGAGUCUGCCAUUUUAUUAAAGAGUCACUCCUUAACGAUGUAACAAACACGGUGACUGCACUGAAGAAUGAAAAAAAAUAAAAACGUAUAAUAAUAAACAAAACAAAAAAUAGGAGAAAAAUAACAACAAC